Molecule: messenger RNA, 867 nt
Organism: Drosophila santomea
Lineage: Eukaryota; Metazoa; Arthropoda; Insecta; Diptera; Drosophilidae
Exons: 3
Coding region: 104-688 (194 amino acids)
Source: RefSeq, a predicted model, not a curated record
UACUCCAAGUCGUUCUCCUGUCAAUUUGCCAGCUUUACGUUCCAUUUGUACUUUUCUGUGUGAUUUGACUUGUCGACUUCGCUUUUUAAAAAUACAACUUAAAAUGGAUAUGAGCAAUAAUUCUCUAGUGAAGGAUGAAAUGCCUGGCAGUAGUUCGGUUUCUGCAAGUCAUGCAGAACGGAACAAGCAAAUGGUAAUGGAACUACAAUUAUCGAUUCAAAAGACUCAAACAGAGUUAGUGGCAAUGAAACACAAAUUUAUCAAGUACAGGAUCUUAAGGAAUGAAUUUAACUUCGAACUUGGCAAACUCGCCAGUCUUAACCAGAAAACCCGUAUGAUCCACCAGAGUUUGGCCAAACUCGACGCUUCACGGGUUCUGUAUGAAAAUGAGUUAGCCAAAUCUAUCGAUCAGUUGGACACCCAGCGUGUUCUUGUUUCUCAAUGGAAAUCAUUCUUUAAUAUAAACAGCUGUGAACUAGAAAAUAUUCCAGUGGAAUUAUCCACUAAACUACGCGAAUACAACCAGGUCAUAAAGUACACAGAGUGGCGCGUUACUAACCUAAAGGAAGAAUUGAAGAAGAUGAACAGCCAAACAUCAAUCAUGCUCAUUUUCUUAAUAAAAUCUGACCAGACGGCUCACCAGCUAGAAGAAAAUUUAAAACUUCUUUCGGGCCAACUGGGCUAUUAAUUUUGAAGGCCAGAUAAUUUGCUAUCCAAGUUUAAAGACCAUUCAGUUCGACUCCAAUUCAGAAGGAUGUUGUGUGAUAUAGUGAAUAUGUAUCCAUACCAAGACCCACAUUUUCCUAUUAAUCACAGCUCUUAGGCGGAUAACUUGUUUUGCAUAGCUGAAUAAAAACCAUGGAUAAC